Molecule: messenger RNA, 614 nt
Organism: Thamnophis elegans (Western terrestrial garter snake)
Lineage: Eukaryota; Metazoa; Chordata; Lepidosauria; Squamata; Natricidae
Product: heparan-sulfate 6-O-sulfotransferase 2-like
Exons: 1
Coding region: 75-614 (179 amino acids)
Cellular component (GO): membrane
Molecular function (GO): heparan sulfate 6-sulfotransferase activity
Source: RefSeq, a predicted model, not a curated record
GCGGCUGCGGGGCGGGCCGGGCAUGGGGCGGCGGUGACGGGGGGCUCGGCGGGGGCGAUGCGCCCUCCCCGGCCAUGGAGGAGCGCUGGCACCGGGCGCUGGCGGCGCUGCUGCUGCUGCUGCUCUUCGGGGGGCUGGUGCUGCAGUACGUGUGUCCGGGCAGCCAGUGCCGGCUGCGGCAGCGGCCCUCGGGGCGCGGGCCGGGCGGGGGCCGGGCGGGGGCGGGGGCGGCGGGGGACCCCUACGGCCCGGAGGACGGCAGCCCCGCGCGCUUCGUGCCGCGCCUGAACUUCUCGGCGGCCGAGCUGCUCCGCCGCGUGGACUUCCGCAUCGCCGGCGACGACCUGAUCGUCUUCCUGCACAUCCAGAAGACGGGCGGCACGACCUUCGGGAGGCACCUGGUGCGCAACAUCCAGCUGGAGCAGCCGUGCCAGUGCCGCGCCGGGCAGAAGAAGUGCACCUGCCUGCGGCCGGGCAAGCGCGAGACCUGGCUCUUCUCGCGCUUCUCCACCGGAUGGAGCUGCGGCCUCCACGCCGACUGGACCGAGCUGACCAACUGCGUGCCGGCCCUGCUGGACAGCAAACGGGACGCCCGGCUCCGGCCCAGCCGGUAG